GCAGAGUGUGUGUCUCAAAAGUUAAACUUCCUAAUUUGCAUAAAUUGAUUGAAGGAGCUAAAAAGUUAAUAAAUAAGUGAAUUUUUGGUAGAAGUGAUGUCUGAAAAACUCUUCAAAUAAGACAAGUGGUGUUGAAAGUGUAUGCAGAUCAACUGCCACAAGCUAAAAGAUGUUAAUUGAUCUAUCGAAAAUGAGAAUAACCUUCUUUAACCGGAUUUACUAAAUCCUUGAAUUUGUGAGCGUUUGCUUAUUUUAAUUUGAAUUAUGCAAAUAUCAUUAAUUUUUCAUAAAAUAUCACCAAAUAUUGUGUGAAGGAGUACUUCUUGGUACAAAGUGAAAUGUGAAAAGUGCAUUUUGUCAAAAAAAAAAAAAAUAAAAUUGCCAUUGGAUUAAAAAUCAAAAAUAAACAUAUUAAAGAACUAGGUCCUGUGGCGUCGUUAAGAACUUCCGGAUGUGAAUCGAAAACAAAUAACUGUGGUAUUUGAAGUCUCAAUUACCUCGGAAAACGUGAGACGCUGUGCAGUGAGAGACUUGCAAUAAAAUCCAUUCUCCCACACAAUUCACUCCUAAAACGUUGCUCCAAGUAAAACAAACGGUCAAGGUCUUGCAGCAAUUAUGAUGGUGAAAGCAUCAAUAACCGUCCUUGUCGCUGUUUAUGUGAUCGGGCGCGCCAGUCCGUCUAGUGCAGUCCCGCCUCCGUCAGAGAUCAUAGAGUUCAAGUGCGCCUUUCCGGAUGACUAUCUGUAUGCCGUUCCCGGAACUCUGUGUCGCUCCUACUACAAGUGCCAGGGAGGCCAUGGGGCACAGUAUCAAUGUCCCAAUUCCACUGUAUUCAAUUUCUUCAAGCAAACUUGUUCGAGCUCAUCAGGAGUUUGCUAUGAGGCUGUUUGCAGAGGACGUAAGGAUGGGAAUUACCCAGACACAACUCAUGCUUGCCGCAGGGCUUUUAUUUGUCGUGGAGGAUCACUCGUUGGUCUCUUUAACUGCCCCUCUAGACAUGUUUUCAACGGAGCUUCUUGUAUUAGUGAAGAGUCUGGGGCAUGUGAACCUCCAGAAUCCACAGCCAUUGCCUAUCCAUAUGCAGGUGAUCAAAGAUGUCGCGGAUUGCCAGAUGGACACAAUCCCCUGCCAACAGAUUGCUGUCGCUUCCUUAUUUGUGCUAAUGGAGAAGUUUCUGAGGAGAAACUAUGUCCCAAUGGCCAAAGAUUCGACAGUUCUACGAAAAAAUGUGUUCCACCAGAUCAAGUGCCUUGUAUAGUGCACAAUCCCUGUCUCGGAAAGGCUACAGGACUCCAUGCAGAUGAGUUAUCCUCAAACUGUCGAGACUACGUGAAAUGUAGUGAAAAUUCUAUAGUAGCUCGGCUAAAUUGCGGUGAUCAGGGAGUUUUCAAUGGGAAGCAGUGUGUACCAGUAGGGCUCUAUGAAUGCCCUCAAGAUAGACUUCCUAAUCCCCAAGCGGCUUUUAAUAUUUGUCGAACUAAAUCGAAUGGAUUUCAUUUGGAUCUCCGUAGGGGAUGUCGCUAUUACGUUAAAUGCACAUCAGGACGUAUCAUUAACACUUAUGAAUGCCCUAAUGGGAACUUCUUCGACAGUGAAUUACGCAGCUGUAUCCCGGAAAAUAAACAACAAUGCGAGGAUCCAACUCCUUCACGUGAUUGUGAAUUUUCAAUUGGAUCUUUUCAGGAUAAAACUGAUAACACAGACUGCACUCGCUACUUCUACUGCUACAACGGCCUCAAGACCCGUUUAAAGUGUCCUGAGGGCAAAGUCUUCGAUGGUGAGGACUGUGUCCCAAAAUCUGUAUACCAAUGCCCAACAGCGGAUAGUAAUUUUUGCGAAGGCAAACCAGACGGAUACUACAAGGAUCCUUCAGGAGGAUGUCGCUCAUAUUUUAGCUGCAUUCACGGCAGGAAAUUCACCUACCUCUGUGCCGAAGGGCAAAUCUUCAAUGGUUCCCGCUGUACCGAUCGUCGUCCUGGGGAACAAUGUGAUCGCGAUGAGUGCGUAGAUAAACCCGAUGGCUACUAUCCUGAUCAAGUCAGUGAUUGCCAUAAAUAUUUCUUCUGUCUCAGAGGCGAAAAAAUUACCACACUAACGUGUCGAAAUGGGAAAGUCUUUAAUGGACAGGGAUGCGUAGAGCCUGGCAUGUUUUCCUGCCAGACAUUCACGCCAAAAUGCAUGGAACAUUCAUGUGAAGUAGAAAAGUGCCAUAGGGAUGGAUUCUUCAUGGACAUCUCGUCGGGAUGUCGCAACUACUUCUUCUGCAUCGGUGGCAAGAAGAGUGUACUGUCCUGUUCCGAAGGACACCUAUUCAACGGUGAACUCUGUGUACCCCGAAAGACUUUCCACUGUCCGAGUUUCUGUCAACCUCAGAAUCAAUGUUCUUAGUUCAAUAUCCACCUUACCCCCAAUUGAUGGUUUCUUUGAAAAUGUGCCGUGAAUUAUUUAAUUUGUAAUCCCUUAAGACUCUCUGGCUCAAACCGAUCUCAUAUAAACGAUUUUAUUCACAAAAUAUUUGAUCAUUUUCUUCAACGAUUUAAUCACCGAUUUCCAUUUGAGCCUAGUGUUGUAGGUAAAUGUAAGUAAUCGUCUUUUGGAUUAGAAAAAGUAUACCUUCUAUAUUAUUAAAGCCAUUCUUAGCAUAGAAAUUAUUCAGAAAAAUUCCAAUUUGUGGAAUUUAAGGCCAGUACCUUUAGUUUUAAGGUUGAAUUUCAGUACGAUUUGUCAUAAAUCCAAACAAUAAUUACCUCAUUAGCUAAUAGAAAAA
Molecule: messenger RNA, 2767 nt
Organism: Phlebotomus papatasi
Lineage: Eukaryota; Metazoa; Arthropoda; Insecta; Diptera; Psychodidae
Product: peritrophin-48-like
Exons: 5
Coding region: 616-2388 (590 amino acids)
Cellular component (GO): extracellular region
Molecular function (GO): chitin binding
Source: RefSeq, a predicted model, not a curated record